AUGUGUAGAACCUGUCAUGCUUCAAAAACUGACAUCCAGAGAAAAUAUUUGGAAGGUCAGUUUCAAAAACGAAAUGCAGCUGAUCAUUUAGAAAAAGUCACACUUAUGGAGGGAUUGAGUAAAGCAGGUUUUAAGUACUGGAGCAAACAGUGGGGAAUUAAUUUGAGAAGUCCAUUGCUAGAAAUUGAGGAUAUUGACUUGUCAGUUUGCUUAGUUCAAGAUCCAAUGCAUAUACUUACUGAGGGUCUGCUGGUUAAAGAACUUUGUUUGAUGUUGUAUGACUUUAUUGUUUUCAAAAGAUAUUUUACAAUAUCUUUUUUAAACAAUGCAUUAAAUGACUUUAGUCAUUCCUACUUGGUAGAGAAGAACAAACCAGAGGUUAUCAGUGUAGAUAUGCUUUUAAAUUGCAGACUGAAUCAAACAUCAGCAUCAAUGAUAACAUUAUGUUGUGUAUUGCCUUUAGUUAUUGGACAGAAAGUGCAAGUUGGUAAUGGUAAAUGGAAAACGUUCCUCCUGCUUAUUCAAAUUACAUUGCUUGCAACAAGUCCUUAUGCUACUGAUGAUACUGCUUCAGUUUUAGAGCAGCUAAUUUAUACACAUAAUGAUAAUUUCAUUUCUGAGUACACAAAAUCACCAUUGACCCCAAAGUCUCACUAUCUGGUCCAUAUUCCAAAGCAAAUACAAAGGUUUGGUCCUGGAAGGAAUCACUGGGUAAUGAGAUUUGAAGGAAAGCAUCUCUUCUUUAAAAAUAUAAAAUGGAAAUGUUUCAAAAACAUAGCUCUGAGUAUGUCAAUGAGGCACCAGCUGUGGAUGUGCUGGAGACAACUGAGAGUAAAUGGGAAAUGUUCUGAAAACUUUUUGUACAGUGGAGAUUCUAUUGCUAAUAUGGAGGCUGUUGACAGCCCACUGUCACUUAGUGGUGAAGGACUUUUUAAGGAUAUCAAACUUGCAUGUGUAUUCUUUGUUUACUGCAAAAGAAGUUGA
Mercenaria mercenaria is the source of this 984-nucleotide messenger RNA. RefSeq lists its product as uncharacterized. The transcript has a single exon. NCBI's taxonomy places the organism in Eukaryota, Metazoa, Mollusca, Bivalvia, Venerida, Veneridae. The coding region runs from base 1 to 984 and encodes 327 amino acids. The record is from RefSeq and is a predicted model, not a curated record.